Orussus abietinus is the source of this 10208-nucleotide messenger RNA. RefSeq lists its product as uncharacterized. Gene Ontology annotation, biological process: cell-cell junction organization. Gene Ontology annotation, cellular component: plasma membrane; apical junction complex. The transcript has 11 exons. NCBI's taxonomy places the organism in Eukaryota, Metazoa, Arthropoda, Insecta, Hymenoptera, Orussidae. The record is from RefSeq and is a predicted model, not a curated record. The coding region runs from base 505 to 6543 and encodes 2012 amino acids.
CCCGCGGUUAAAGUUGCUCUUUACUCUUCGCGUUUGACUCCGAUCACUCCUCGGGCAAGAGGGCGAAGCCCACGGAGGCCGUGCGACCGCGUCGACGACGUCCUCCGCCGCGAGCGCGUCGUCGCAGCCGCUAUGGCGUCGCCGGACGAAUGAGAACGCGCGCGAUACGGUGUUGCCGCGGUUCGGUGCUUCGGGGUUUCGCUCGACAAGCUGGUGCCGUGAUUCCGCUCGACGUCGAGUGGAGAUCGCGCGAUCGACCGAUCGUCGGGUCAUCCGGGAAUCGCGCUUCGCGUCGAUGUAUCGGCGGUCGGACCAGGCGGUGCACGAGCAGUCGGAGACCGAGAAGGCACGCCGUGGGAUCGUGGAAUGCGCGCUGACAGGAGUGUCAAGGCUCGGACCGCGCUGUAGUAUGAAGCCCUACGUGGAACGGAAGGACCAGGGUUCACAGUUCAAGGAAGCGGUUAACGACCGAGGAAGAACCGAGGAUAACGCUACCUAGGAGAGAUGAACGAUUCAGGAGGGACGACGAGCGGCGAGUCAUCGAGAGAUCCGGAGGACGACCCGUCGACGACAUCCGGAGACCUUCCGGAAACCAACAUGGACCUGGUACACGCUCCGAAUCCCUGGCUUCCGGCCUACGGGUUCCAGCUGCAGCAUCACUCGCCCUUCCAGCCCACGCAGGAGGAUCUACGGGCUAAUGACCCCAUGGUAGUACAACGAGUCGACUUUUUGGAAACGAUUCUCGAAGAGACCUCCGACGAUCUGCAGAGCGACUCCGAUCGAAGUGGGACGACUUACUGGUUAGGUUCUGAUUCUGAGACUGAGAGCGUCAUUCAUAUAAGAGCGAAUCACGGAGUGUUUGACGAGAAACCAGAUGGAAGCGGCAGCGAGUGCAACUCCGUGGUGCCGAAGAAACGACGUCGACGCAACGGCGGCUCCGAGAAUGGCUCCAGCCUAGAUCAGCGCUCGAUGUCGCCGAGAUCCUCCAGGUCCUCGAGAUCAUCGGGCUCUUCCAGGUCGAGCUCCCUUUUACAAUUCGAGUCCCUUGAGAGGACGUGCGCCACUUUGUCACCCUCCAGCUACAGCUUCGACUCUCUGGAGUACGCGAAUCGCUCGAGCAACCGCUUCGAUAACACCUCUCCGGACAGCUUGGAGCAAGACUAUGAUAGGACGAUCCCGAACGGGUUUGCUGGCGAAACCUUUGGCAAGAUCAGGCCCUAUCGUAGUUUCGAGAGCUUGGACACGUAUCAGAAAGAGGACGAUGUCAGGCAGCGACUGUGUAAUGGGUUUGCGCCGCUUCUCUAUACCGAAAGGAAUCAGGACCUCUCCAGAUCGAGGGCUAAGCAGACUAAGAGGUCCCUAUGGAGAGACGAAUACGACGACGACGAUAACCUCGCGGAGGACCUAGAAGACGACGAGGACCAGCAGGAGGACCCAGUGGACCGAUGUCGGAACGACCUGGAUCGCUUCGAUGACCGCCUGCUCGUCUUCGCGGAGUCGAAUGGCAGCUAUUCGACGGCUCUGGAUUGUCGCAACACGAUCGAUCUCCGAGAAAUCGGCAUCGAAAGCAAGCGGGAUGCCUUAUUCGAUUUGAAAUCGGGCCAGGCAUCUUCCUCGGGUUCGUGGUUACUACAGAGCGGUUUAAAUAUAGCCGGCAACAUGGGACGCACCGGCUGUGCCGGCCAACAAGGGUGGAGCAAGUCGGGCUUUAAUUUUAGAUUCACGGAUAAAUCUCAGAGCGCGCCCAGUCUGCCAGGCAGCGCUUUCGGGGCCGGUCUCGGGGAGGAGGACUUCUACUCGGCGACAUCCUCGAUCACGACGGUAUCCUCGGCUUUCUUUGAGAACUACAACAGGGUAGCCAGCGUGCCGGUGGAUCUGUACCUCUGCGGCGAUUACUCGCACGAUGAUACCAGUGCUACGAGAAUAGGCGCGGUACCAAGCGAGUGUCACGAAAUGGCGGACGUGGAGAUGAUGCGAGAUGGCGCAACGCCUAAAGACGACGUGAUCUGCGAUGGCGUUGUCGCGCCCAGGACGAGCGACGACGACGACGAGGACGAGGACGAGGAUUUCGGUGCUCUGUUGUCUUCGGUAAGAACUCAGGAUCCUCAAGAUACGAUGAUGGUGAGGCAAGAGGAACGGAAGCACGCCCCUCGUGAGCAGAUGCAAGUACAACAGAAACAGGUAACGUCGACGGUCAAAACCCAGGACCGAAGGGACAACGUCUUGGAAAUAGCUAUGGCCAUGGAGAGCGACAUCGACGCCGUCGUCGACGAAGCCAUAAAGCAGUUCAAGCGCGAGGUCGAGGAGGCGGCAAUAACCUCAACCGAAUCGAGUCUUUCGCAGCGAUCUGCCAAACAGCGCGUCUCGAGAAAGAUCAAGAACAAUGCCAGCUACGAACUGGCCCAACAGCUACAGGUAGACGAGACCAACUUCAGGACCAAGAUGCCCAGCUGCCAGGAAGUCGACGUGGAAAACGGCUCGCCGAAGCCUUCACCCAGGAGAAGAGUCGUUAACAACGCCAGCUACGAGCUGGCGCAACAGUGCGACUACAUCCGGGUGUUGCAGGGUCAGCCGAAGCCGUUCCACCGCAUGGAUGCGUGCGACGAGGAGCCCUCCUCCUCGAGGUUAAAGGUCGCCGAGCUCGUCGAGGAGAUGAGCAAGAACAAGGAAUCUAGUUCCAAGGGCUAUUCCAAGUCGGCCGAGAACGUCUCGACCGGCGCCAAUUCCGAGGUCGUGGCAAAUCACGUCGGUCCCCGGGAAUCCGACAUGGAUCCCUCCGAGGACCAAGACUCUCUCCUGAGCCAGAUAAAAAAAAACUCGGAUUUCUUUUCGCUGCCUGGAGAAAAUGGUAGUGUGCAGGUAGAGGACGAAGUAGACUACCCCUGUUUGGAGAGUAAAUCCCUAGUUUUAACCCCGGUCCCCGCAAAGAGCGAUAUACUCGGAGAGGAGACCCAUCUCCGCGAGCACCCCGACUGCGAGCCAAGAUCCUCGGCGAAGAAGCAGGUAACGUCCACCACUUCCGCGGAGCUGGGCCGUCUACUGGACGACAUGAUCCCGCGGAAGAAAUCCUUUCUAGGUGAGUAUUACCCGGAGAAAACGCGCCGCCACAGCGGAAGCCCGGAAGAGGUCGAGCACGAGGUCAAAGAGUCGAAGGUCUUGGCUAAGCAAUCUUCUUCCAAAGUUAUGGCCAAGAUGGAUUCCAAAUCUUCCGUUAGAGCUCCCAAGCGGAGAGACAGUCCGGGCGACAAGUCCAUCGCGCGUAGACCUUGCGAGGAGAGGUCCAGCGGUGACUUCUCGGACGAACGGCUAACAGCGAGUACCGCCUCGGUCACCGCUACCAUGGCGGCCUCGGCCGACUCGGAGGGGACCAAACAGCCGGAGGAGGAAAACCCGAAGAAGGAGAAGGAUGUGGCAACGCAGGAAUAUAAUGUCCACGGUGUUCGUUGCCCCCCACCGGCUCUGGCUUACAGUCCACAGAGUGGGAACCCGGCCGCCGCCGCCACCACCACCGCCGCCGCCUCUGCCGGUGAUACCAAUCGCAGGGAUAACGACGAGUACGACAACAACGGUGCCCCAGUCAGGCAAGAGAUGUCAACGGCGAAGUGCGACCCCGUACCCGCCAUGGCCAAUCCUGCCGAGAGGAAAAAGGGCGGUCUCGGUGGGUUCCUGCAGAGGUUCUCCAGGUUGAGGUUCAGUGGUCGGUCGAAAGUGCCGCGGUCGGAGGUGCACAAAAAAAGUGAGGCCCAAGUGAAUCGUGCCAAGUUGAGCGGACAGGCCGAACAGGAGACCACCGGUUCCAAGAGGAAAAAAGAACCGGAUUACAUUAUCAUUCCGCUACACCCCCCGGAAGAAGAGAGAAAGAGAGAGGAGGAGCUGAGACACGACAACCAGGAAGUCAGAAAGUCGGCGCAAGACGUGCACAGGGUUCCCUCCAACGUUAGCACGAACGGGAGGCCGCCAGUAUCCAGCAAGCCGCCAUUGCCGCCGCAGCCGCCCCGAGCGACUGCGCUGGGUUCGAGACCGGCGCCCUCGGGCGGCGUCGCGACGCGCCGGCGCGCCGCGACGGACCUCGGCAACCCCGCUGCCAUCGAGAUGGCGAAGGCCCGCACGAUGCAGGCUGGCACCGAGCGCCCCGUCGGCCUGCUCGAGACCGACCUCGACGCCGCCGAGGGCUCCGAGGGCGUCGCGACGCCCGCCGCCCCCGGUAAGAAGACCAGGAGUCUGCUCAACCUGAACCACACAAGGGCCGGACGCGAGGCCGGCGAGGCCGCGACUCGCGCCCCGCAGUCCCCCGGGGGCAGGACGCCCGUCGACGUCUCCGUCGCCUCCAUCAACCAACGCCCCCACAAAUCCAUGGAGUUCCUCCUGGACAAGGAGAACCUGCACUUUGUCAAGCCACCGGAGAACGAGUUGCAAAAGGUCGGGGAAAGAGUGCCAAGCGAACACGAGCUCAGGGUGCAGAGGUCUCUACAGCGACUGAACGUUCCGGAUUGGUUCAAAAACUCUCCAGCCGCCCGCGAUGGUUUCCGAUUGAAGAGACACUCAGACGCUUCUCAGCACAGCGGAUGGCGUGCCCUCGGCUCAAAGACCACCUCCUUGUCGUCCUUGUCGUCAUCUUCUAAUAGGCAACCUACCACCGCAGGUGUCCUUUUGAGUCCGAGUCCCACGCCGCCGGUUUUCUCAAGAUGGAGUACCAGCCUGCUCAACAGUGCCGGAAGUUCCCCAGCAAGCUCGGCAAGGUCGUCCUUCAACCAUCGGCAGCCGUAUCUGGGCUGGCGUUCCCAGGAACGACUGACCAAUCCACGAACACCCGCGGAAAGACUAGCUCAAGGGAUUCUCCCGCAAUUGCAGGCAGCAAACAAGCAGCAGCAGCAGACAACGAACCAGCAGCUGGAAGUGAGGAAUUCGAUAAAGGAGGUGACCUCUGCUAUCGUGCACUACGUGCAGAGCGGCCAGGAGGUAGGUGGAGGCGGCCGAUUGUCGCCUCGAUCUCGGGCCGAGGACUGGGACGACAGGGGCGGCGCAAGAUCUACCAGCCCCAGAGGGAGCGUGAAGUUGUGCUGGAUGGAGAGUUCGUUCGUGGGCUCGAGGCCGGUCGACUCGCCGGAAACGCCGAUGAGUCUGGCCACGGAGACCGAGGGCUGCGCGGGGUGUAACGCCACGGCGUCGGAGUCCUGCAGCUGCGUCGACUCGGCGACCUCGGGCCUCUUCCUGGAUUUGACGCCGACGCGGGAGGGGGGCCACUACCAGGGCUCGGCCAGCCUCUGCCCGUCCCCGUCCUCGUCCGCGAAUUACCACCAUCAGCACUCGAGGCAGCACCACCAGCGUCACUAUCGGGAGUCCGCUAGGAGCGCCCUGGAGGUGCUGGGCGGCCCGGAGGAGAGACCGUCCUACUACGUGGGCGAGCUGGUGCGUCGGAAGAGCGAGGGCAGCGACACGAUCCCCUCACGGAUGGUCGGUCGGAUGGCAAACUUCCGGCACAGACGGGUCUCCUUCGACAACGCCCAGGACAGCGGGGCGGCGGUGGCGGCAGCGGCGGCGGCCGCAGCGGCGUCCUCGGAGAAGACGGUGCGAUGUCGGAACAACAAGUGCAACAACGCGGCCAGCGUCGCCGAGGCACGCAAGACCUACAAGAGCUGUCACAACUGCACGUGUCUGUACUGCUCGCGGGAGUGCCGGAGGGCCCACUGGCAGCGGCACCGCAGGACGUGUCUGCACUCCAGGGCGGGUACCCUGUGCAGGCAAGUGCUGUCAUCCGCGAAGGAGGACCCAGCCACCCUGAAGCACGUCUCGACCCUGGCCCGCCGGGGCUACGUCUCGCACGGCCGCGGCGCCGUCAAGUGCUUCUUCACGAGCCCCGAGGCCGCCGAGAAGUUCGUGGAGAACGGAUUUGUCGACCUGGGCGAGCCCACCUACAUGCGCUGGUCGGACCUGCUGCCCAGCGAGAUGGGAGCCGAGCUCUACGCCGAGGCGACCAGGCUCUGCAAGGCCUACAACCCGGACACCAGGCUGGUCCUCUACGUGGCGGUGUGCGUGGUCAGCGAGGUGCCGACGAGCGGGCCCGUCAGGUGGGAGAGGCAGCUGGUCUCGAGGUGCGCCAAGGUUCGCCUGGACGCCUCCUGCAGACCCGCGGCCUCGGCCUCGGCGUCGCCCCAGGGUCGCCAGCAGACCUCCUCGCCGUGCAAUAUCACUCGCGAGAUGGACUCCCCGGAGACCCUGGUGCUCACCUCCCAGCCCGGCACCAACGGCCAGAACACGCCUCGCAAGGCCCGCGAGAUCAGCUUCACCAACAUCCAGCGACAGCUCAGACUGAGGGGCGUCUCCCUCAGGAGGCACUUCCCCCAAGUCUACCGGAAGCUCUGCUCCUACGUCGACGGGUCUGUCGACAAGUUCGCCCCCGUGACCAUCUAUCCCAGGGACCAGGCCUCGGGGAAGAGUUUCAUGUGCAUCAUCAUGCUCGACGCCGAGCCGGAACGCCUCCAGCUCCUGCCUACCGACUCCUCCAGAGUCAGAACCGUCGAUAUCAGCGUGGAGCAGGUGUGAGCGCCCGCCGCGGGUCCGAAACGAAUUCCUUGCUCAUCCCGAUCUCUUGCUGUCUUCUUCCUCAACAAAGUAGCUUCGUCGGUCGGCUCCUCGGUACCGAGAUGCGAAUGAAGGCGUUCCGCGCGUAAGCAACGAGAAAGAUCUCUCUUCGGGAAGAGAAGAUUCGCUACCCGGACGGGACAACGACGAUCCAGAGAUUCUUCCGAUACGUGUAAUCAAAUUUUUGCCGAACACCGGAGGACCGGUUCGAUUUAAUUUGUCACGUGACCGAUGCGAGUAGCGGAGAGUCGCCAGAAAUUGUAUCGAAAUAACGUAACGCGACUACUAGUUCGGUAAAAAAGGAAUCCGAUUAAAUUUGUCUAGAGGUUAUGAUACAUUUAUUGCAAACAAUGGAAAUGAUAAUUUGCGGUCGUUCGAUUGACAAAUUAAAUGGAAUUUCCCGGCCUUGUAGAAGUCUCGACGAGCCUCCCGUCACGUUUGCAAAAAGCUUUGCGCGUCCCGAAAGUAGCGAUCUCGUCCUGAAUUAAAUCUUAGGAAUUAGUCGUCUCUUUCCGAAUGCUAAAACCUGUGCCAAAAGGGAAUGCAGAGGGAUAUCGCGCCGCGGGAAUAACAAUCGAGCCAUGCCAAAAGUCUUUGGAUCGAGAAUCACGAAUUUUCAAUGCCAGAAAUAUCUUUUCUUGUCGUCAUCGAGCGUUACCGUGACGUGCAGAUCGUCGAGGAUGGCACGCUUCCGUCACUUAUCGCAUUUAAAUUCUUUUUGGAUCCAAAAGCGAAUUAUACUCGAUGGUGGGCUAAAUUGCACGAAUAUUUCGGACAUCUGGAAACACUCGGAAACGACAUUUUCGUUGCAGAAAUGAAUCUACGAGUAUAGUUGGCGGAUUGAUUUCGCGAGAUAUUCGGUCAACGAAAAUGAUGCAAAUUCGUAGAGUCGAGUCGGGAUUUGCUAGAUUGAGCAUUGAAUCAGGGAUUUGAGUAAUUGUUAGCCUGUGUAAGAAACGAAAGAAGAGCGAUCACAGUGCCAAGAGCAACUUUUGCUAAACAGACGGUGAUUCGCCGUACCUUUUAAAAGGUCUAGAUGAUGGUUGCAAUUCGACAUCUCGACUGCUCACGUGACAUUCCUAAACGUAAUUAGCUAAUAGAUAAUAAUAAUAAUAAAUUUCUUGGGAAAUCUUCAAGACAAUUAAACUUCCCAGGAACAAAAAAAAAACUCGAGUUCAUUAAAGAUCUGGUAGUUGUUUUUUAUUCCGAAGAACUGUGAGAAUUUUUCUUGAUAAAACAAUAGAAAUCAAAAUGUACGUUAGUUUUCUUUUUGCUGCCGUGUUAGUUUUCAAAGUUAUCCCUAUUUAAGUGAAUUUCCAAUGUAUUAAAAGUGGUCGCGAUGUCGCGUGCAGCCAAUGCAAGCGAAACAACGGUUAUUCUUAUAUGAUACGCGAUUAUCUACAGAUAACGUAGCUCGAAAAGGCCCUUGCGCGUAUACUCUAGACUCUUAGUAAACCUAACUUUAGGCUCCCGCAUCGCCUAGAUUAGAAUUUAACCCAAUGGAUUACUUUCGCAACUUUUGUGACUUUCGUCCAGCCCCGAGGUACUCGUAUCGUUUACGCGCGUUGCGAUACAUUUUCGCGACCACGCCUGGUCGACUUGUGCUCUCGAAGCCGUUCCUAGAAAACUGGGAGUCGUCUAAAAAACAAAAUCGAAAAAAAAAUUGCAUUGUGAAGGAACUGCUUCGAGACUAAAGCGUCCUCGGGAAGUUUGCGCAACUACCCAGCCAGUAUGUAUAAUACUUCCCUCGGGUGUUCCGUUGGAGGUCCUAAGAAUUUUCUGACACCAAGAAUAUCCUUACAACGAUGACACGUACUGGUUUGGUAGCCGCGAAACGUAGGUGACCGAACAGACGAUUCCUUUUUAUGGUUACGCGUGAUUUACGGCCCAGACACAGAAACGAAGUCAAGCAUCAAAACCUUAAUGUCUUUAAAGAUCUGCUUUGAGGCGUCAUUGGAGUACGAUCGGCAAGUUAGGCGUCGCGGCGCUGUGACUUUUGGAUGCUUCUUGUCAUUUACGGUCUUUUCAGGUCGAUCUCCACGUUGCGCUUGAAUAGCUCUUAGAGAGGAAGUACCAGAAGCGUCCAAAGUGAUGAUUAUAACCGUAAAUGAUCUCAAGAGGAGCCGUCGUUAAGCGCAACGUGGAGUUAUCACGUGAUGAGGGUCGAGUCGAGUUGUCGACUAGCUGGCCACUUCACGCCGUAACUCUCUCAAAUUCUAGUUGAGAUACUGUUGAAUUCUUCAUAGUUCCUUUAUCUAUCUCUAUGACAAAACGUUGGACGUAUUUAUGUAUUUAAAUAUUAUAGCGUCGUAUUGUGUAUAUCGCAAAGAAAUUAUUCGUGUUGUUUCGUCGCGCUCGAGCCGCUCAGAGCGCCAUCGAGAGCGAGGCGCGUCGAAGUACGAGGCGGUCGAAGAUGCCUCUUUGUUUUUGAUUCUUUGGAGGUUCCCUGUUCGAGGGUGUGACAGAUUCGCCCGAAAAAAACCUCGAGGUUAUAUUUAGCGACGGGUAUUUACGUUCCUUCGCAAUUAUUUGCUGUUAUUGCUAUGUUUACUGUUUGCAUCUGGAGCCGGGUGUAGGUAGUGCAAAACUACGGUGCUGGAGACCCUCGGAACCUCUAUGAGAAGUGAAAAAUGAAUCCAUGGAAAUUCAAUUAAAACCGAUGCAAUUUAAUAUAAUUACGAUCAUGUUGAGAUAUUUAGGUCUGUCGAUUGAUUUUGGGGAUGUAUGAAAAACUUAUUUGCGACAAUACUUCUGUGACAGGACAGUAAAAAUUUGUUAAUCGUAUUAUUCUCUUGAGUUUUAUAAUACUCAUACGCAAUAGGGAUCUCAAGAAUAAGGAAACACCUGUAUUUUCAAAUUCAUGUUGAAUUACGUCGACCGAUUUCGAUUGGUUCUAACGUGAGCUUUGUAAAAGGGGCUGAGAGGAACAGAUGACGAUUUCAUCGAACUCAAGAACUGAAACAUGCAUUAAUAUAUUUUCUUAAUUCUAGAUUGAUUCUAUUUUAAACUUUAAACUGACAUUAUUAUUAACGAUAGCUAUUUUCAAUCAUUGUUGUAUUAAUUUUUUGAGAACCGUUGACAUGAUCUGAGAUUAUAUCAUCCACUUAAAGGAACCAGCUGUAGAUAUCGGAUACAGCGUAAAUUUUCUUUACAUUCGCGGAUUGUACUAACGACGCGCCAGCAAAACGUCAAAAUCUGCGCGCCCGUCGACGAAUCGACAAUUGCGUAUCAAAAAUCAUUGCCGAAAAAGAGGGAUAUAAUGAUAAUGUUCUCGAUCGGCGAUCGACAUACUCUGUUAUUUAAUACGUGAUCCGUUACCCAUCGUUACUUGAUUCCGAGAUUUUUCGAUUUCCAUUUACGUGCCCUCGGUUCGGUCGCGGAACGUUUGAGCCGAACGCUCAAACAUCAUUCUCGCCGAUUCUCAGUCGAAGAUAUCACGAUGAAUUCUUAAGAUUAAUAAAAAAGAAUAUUGAAAAAUCUUCGGUAGGCUGGGUAAAAAAUCGCCCAGCCAGGAAUGAUCUCUCUGAGAUCCACAGAUCUAUGAUCACGCGAGUGGUUUCUCGCGUUGAACUUCAAAUAUCGUUUUAAUCUGUAUUUUUAUCGGUGCUAUCGUGUGCUACCAUUGU